CGACUUUCUGCUUUUAACUGUAAAUCGUCAAUAAUUCGUCUCGAGUUUGCUUAGAAUGGUACACUUUGAUUUGAAUAAAAUAAAUAUUCUGUUGUAAAAUUACGUUUAUUGUACUCGUUUGAUUAUUUCGAGCCUAUCUUUUCCUAAUCAUCAUAAUUUAGAAUGUCACACAGCAUACUCUUUGUUCAACCGGGGAAACCUGAAACUCGCACAUAUUCAGAUUUUGAAUCUGUGAAUGAAUGCAUGGAAGAUUUCAGAAGUCCACUAUGACCUAUGCUCCCUACAAUAAGGACUGGAUCAAAGAAAAAAUAUAUAUCCUUCUAAGACGACAAGCUACGAAAACACAGUAAUCUUACGUAAAUAAUUUUUCAUCCUGUUUUUAUAUGCUUAUGUGGUACAUUGUCAAAAUUAUUUAUGCUUUAUUUCUUGGUAUAAUUGGAAUACCAUUUAAUUAUUGUUCAUUUCCAAAUUUGAUUUUUUUUUAAAAAUAUAUAAUUAGAUUUAAUAAUAAUCUCAGUUCUUAAAGUUGUUUUUAUUAAAAAAUAUCUGAAAAAAUUCAUUGCUGCUUAUUAUAUAGUUUUUAUUAAAUUGUUUUAAUGGUUCUUUUUUUUUUCUUUCAUUAAUUUGCAUUAAAAUAAACUGUUCAGUUAUCAGUUCAUCAAAUUAAUCAUCAUUUAGUUGAGUAUUAACAAGCACUGGCUGUGUAUGUGUCAUUGUAGUAUUGUAUAUCUUGUUUCUUUUUGUGGCAUCUUGUUUUCGUUCAUGCAAAACAUGAAAUUGUACAAAAUUGUAUUAAACCUUUCUUUGUAAAAUGUUAAUAAAAAUUACUUUCUUACCCGUU
Molecule: messenger RNA, 841 nt
Organism: Parasteatoda tepidariorum (common house spider)
Lineage: Eukaryota; Metazoa; Arthropoda; Arachnida; Araneae; Theridiidae
Product: enhancer of rudimentary homolog
Source: RefSeq, a predicted model, not a curated record